Canis lupus familiaris (dog) is the source of this 2850-nucleotide messenger RNA. It is a transcript of the gene RDH11, whose product is annotated as retinol dehydrogenase 11. NCBI's taxonomy places the organism in Eukaryota, Metazoa, Chordata, Mammalia, Carnivora, Canidae. The transcript is spliced from 7 exons. Bases 88 to 1041 code for a protein of 317 amino acids. The record is from RefSeq and is a predicted model, not a curated record.
GGCGUGUCGGGGAGCAGCGGUCUCGCUCGGCCGGCGCGGUCUGGGCGUUUCGGUCCGUCCCUGCAGCCGCAGCAGCCGCCGGGCAAGAUGAUCACGUUCCUGCUCCUGCUCCUCCUUCUUCUCCCCCUUUUCCUGUACAUCGCUGCACCCCAAAUCAGGAAAAUACUGUCUAGGGGUGUGUGUACAUCAACUGUCCAACUUCCUGGGAAGGUAGCUGUGGUCACUGGAGCCAACACAGGCAUUGGAAAGGAGACAGCAAAAGAGCUGGCUCAAAGAGGAGCCCGUGUAUAUUUAGCAUGCCGGGAUGUGCUAAAGGGGGAACUGGUGGCCCGAGAGAUCCAGACCAUGACAGGGAACAAACAGGUCUUAGUGCGGAAACUGGACUUGGCUGAUACGAAAUCUAUUAGAGCCUUUGCUAAAGGCUUCUUAGCAGAGGAAAAGCAUCUUCACAUUUUGAUCAACAAUGCAGGAGUGAUGAUGUGUCCCUACACUAAGACAGUAGAUGGCUUUGAGAUGCACAUGGGUGUCAACCACUUGGGUCACUUCCUCUUGACCCACCUGCUGCUAGAGAAGCUGAAGGAGUCAGCCCCAUCAAGGAUAGUGAAUGUGUCUUCCCUAGCACAUCACCUGGGAAGGAUCCACUUCCAUGACCUACAGGGCGAGAAAUUCUAUAAUUCAGGUCUGGCCUACUGUCACAGCAAGUUAGCCAACAUUCUCUUCACCCAAGAACUGGCUCGGAGGCUCAAAGGCUCUGGCAUUACAGCGUACUCUGUACACCCUGGCACAGUCAAAUCUGAACUGGUUCGGCACUCACCUUUCAUGAAAUGGAUGUGGUGGCUUUUCUCCUUCUUCAUCAAGACCCCUCAACAGGGAGCGCAGACCAGCCUGUAUUGUGCCAUCACGGAAGGUCUUGAGGUUCUAAGUGGGCAUCAUUUCAGUGACUGCAGUGUGGCAUGGGUCUCUGCCCAGGCUCGGAAUGAGACAAUAGCAAGGCGGCUAUGGGAUGUCAGCUGUGACCUGCUGGGCAUCCCUAUAGACUGACAGGUGGUAGCAGUUGGGCUCAGGAGGAACAUGCAGCAGACUACUGAGCACUCCCUGCCAAAAUGAUUCUCCUUCAUGAGGGCCAAAACCUUGAGCACAAAGAGAACAAACUUUUUAUCCCUGCCUGCUCGAUGUCUGAGAAAAGCCCAGUGGACACUGCCAGAUUCAUCAAAACACCUUACAUUAGUUCAGAUUUACUUUACUCUUAUUACUGCCAGAGUUACAAGGGAUAUCAUAGGAUAAGAUCCUCAUAUGACCUGCAAACUCAUACUCGCCUCCUGAAACCUACCACCUAGGAGAAUCUUAGCUAUGGCAGGGUCAAUUUAUGGCAGUUUGGACUACUUUCUAUCCUCCUGACCACUGACCAACCUUCAUUUCAAGAGGUCCACACUGCAGCCCCAGGUGAACUCCGAGAGUCAACAGUGGCUUGGCUCAAGAACAGCCAAGGUGAGGACUCAUCCCUCAUCUAUUGAGAAAACCACCAUAUGCCAACAUCUAGAUUCUUUCAGGAAACUCGUAACUGAAUCUGGAUUAUGGCAUGGCUUUAUCUCUGACAACCUAAAGCCACUGCUGUUAAGACACUUUUACAUGUCUAGAUCACAGGAGAGCUUCCUUUUCUAAGAAGUUUGUGGAAUUGGAAGGAUGGCAGAAAUUUGGGGGAAGGCAGAAAUAAAAAUCAAGUUUAAACUGUAAUUUUCCUGUUUCUCAGGCCAGCAAGUGGGUAAAGAAAGGAGUAGUAUGGGAAGAUAGACCACCUACCUGAUUUCAGUUUACUGACCCCAGACCCAUGGAGGCCUUUUUGUGCCUUAGUUUCUCUUAGAUAAUCAGAAGAAGGGAAAGGCUAUUUGGUGAUUGACACUGUGUAUAUCUUUGUGUGUUCUUAUGUAGUUAGGGAGUUGGGAUUAUUUUCACAAAAUUCAAAAUAGCCACAAAGGAACUGUAUUAAACUGGACUCAGUGCAGGUAAGUGUUCAAAGAUGGAGUAAACAGUGACAUCCAAUCUUUAAUGGAAAUGGGUAAAGCUGCAAAGGGAAGCAUAUUCUGUGUAUGUGGAUAACUACUCAACAAGAAGCGCAUGGGUAGCAGGGAAGAAGUCCAAAAAAGAGAAGAAUCCCGGAUUCUUCUGGAAUGCAGUGAAAGGACUAGUUAAGGACUCAAAAAGCAAAGACACAGCUAAAGAUGGGUAUAUGUAACUAUGGAAGAAUUGAGGGUGAGCACUCCAGUUAGCAAGACUCAUACUGCUCUGUCUUAAUAAGCACCAGUCAAUCAAUGUGGCAGAAAAAGAUCCAAAGCAAAACAAUUCUUUAUUUGGUAAAAUUAUCCUAAGGAGUGAUAUGAGUAAUUUUACAGUCAAUUUCAUAAUCUUCAGAGCAUUUCCGUACGUUACAUUGACAAGAUUUAAAUGUCUAUUUGGUAAAAAAAUAUACAUUUAAUUUGGAGAACUUUUAUCAAAGGUCAUGCUGCCAAAGGAAAUUGGAGGAAUCCAGAAUGUUCCCAUCACUUGCUUGGAGUAUGUUAUUCUAGUAGUUUGUGAUUUUUUUCCAUGGACUGACAAUUAGAUAUUCACUUUGGUGGGAAAAAGUUAUAAGAUCACAGUCUUCUCAUAUUUGUGAAUGAACAUUCUCUUGUAGAACUUGUUUGGACUAUUAAGGUAUAUAUUUAGAAAUGGUAAAAAAAAAAAAAAAAGUGGUUUUAUGGAAAAAUUGGAAAAUUUUAAGAAGUUAAUAUUUUACUUAAUUUAUGUUGAACCGUCAAUGACAAAAAUUUUUUGAUUAUGUUAUUUGCCAAAAUAAAAACUGUAAGAAUUAAA